Diospyros lotus (date-plum) is the source of this 603-nucleotide messenger RNA. RefSeq lists its product as uncharacterized. The transcript is spliced from 3 exons. The record is from RefSeq and is a predicted model, not a curated record. Lineage: Eukaryota; Viridiplantae; Streptophyta; Magnoliopsida; Ericales; Ebenaceae. Bases 1 to 603 code for a protein of 200 amino acids.
AUGCAAGAAAGGCAACUUCUCUUGCUUAAAGGGGAGGAUGGAAUUAUGGUAAAGGAAGAGGAAAUAGAAGAACCAAAUGAAUUAGAAGGGGAGGAUAAUGGGGAGAUCUUCCUACAUGCUCUUAAGGGGUUAGCCAACAACAAGAUCAUCAAAGUUGAAGGGAAGGAGAUGCAAGGGGAAUCGUUUGAGGCUGACCUAAGGCUUCUAAAACUGGGGGAUUGUGAUAUAAUGUUGGGGUUGGAUUGGAUGAAACAAGUGAGCCUAAUAAGCUUUGAUUUGAACAGGAUGCACGACAUUGAGAAGUUUGAUGGGCAAAACGACUUUGCCCUCUGGAAGAUGAAGAUAAGUACUCUCCUUGGCAAUAUUGGCCUUGAAGAGGCACUAGAAGGAGAAUCUAAAAUGCCCAAAACCUAUACAAAAGAACAGAAGAAGGAUAUCCUCAAGAAGGCCUACAAUAUGGUAAUUCUAAGCCUCGAUGAUAAGGUCUUAAGGGAGGUGUCCAAAAUGAAGACGGCAACAGAGAUUUGGCUCAAGCUGGAGUCUCUACAUGACAAAGUCCCUUUCCAGCCGUCUCUACCUAAAGGCUAUGUUCUUUAUUUUUAA